This is a messenger RNA of Auanema sp. JU1783, 300 nucleotides long. NCBI's taxonomy places the organism in Eukaryota, Metazoa, Nematoda, Chromadorea, Rhabditida, Rhabditidae. The record is from the annotation of a GenBank genome assembly.
AUGAUCUUCAAAGCUAUCGCUCUAUUCACAGUUCUUUUGGUUGUUGCAUCUUCAGCAUCUUCUUCUGCUUGGGAUUCUUCUGACAGCUCAAUCUUAGAUGAAAGCACUCCAAAUGGAAGGUUCGCCAGAGACCUAACCGAUUUAAAUCAAAGAUUGAAAUUCGCCUUUGCCUUCGCUAAAAGAAGUGCUGACAAAAUAGACAAGCCAAGCUUUGCUUUCGCCAAACGGUCAUCUGCCGAACAAGAAAACAGUCGGUUUGCCCGAUUUGCUAAAUUCGCAGAUAUGAACAAUCUUGUAUAA